GUGCCUUGUGUAUCAGCAUCCCUGUGGUUCAAAAUUGCGGCAGGGGUGCUUCAUUUAAAGUUUGUUAGAUGCUUCUCCCGGGGCACGUGUCUAAACGCCCCUUGUUUUUGGGAAGGCAGAAUGAAAAAAAAAAAAGAUUUUUCCAGAAUUAGGGCCACACACAAUAGAGACAGCUUGCUCACCCUUCAUUUGCUGCUUAGACAAAACCUACCAUUUUAACCCUUUCACAUCUGAACUGUCAGCAGAUCUAGGAUUUGGGGGGAAAAAACCUAAAAACAGCCUACAGGACUGUGAAAUAGGAAAAGAGACUAGUAGCUAACAAAAAGCAGAACUGCUGAAGAAAUGACAGCUUGAUUUGUGGAAUAUCGAGACUAUUAAGAAAGAAAGGGUUGUCAGCACCUCUGGAGUGAAAAGCAGAGAGCAAAAUUGCCAAAGAUAGGAUGGCUUGAUCAUCAAGACCAUAAAAAGAAGAGCAGGUCACCAAUGCCUGUUGAGUGAAGAGUAAUUAGCAGGAAUAGAGUAGAUUAUAAUAAACUAUGAAGUAAAUUGACUCCCUCAGGGCUGCCUGAUUAAUGCUGCUCGUGUGCAGAAAAUCAGCUUCUCAUUUCAGGACAUGCUUUAGGAAGCCUGAUUCUUGGGAGUAGGAUAUGUGUGGCCUGUAAAUUUGGUGUACUCUUGUUGCAGGUUUUAUCUGACUGGCAAAUGGGUGGUGAAGGUUUGUUCCACUAGUCUAGGAUUUGGGAAAUCUGCAUUAAGUCCCUGAGUGCAUGAGUUCUUCAUUUGUAAAACAGGGUUGACAGCACUUCUCACCCCCAUUCACACAGGUAUUGUGAAGUUAAAUACCUUAAAGAUUGUGAGGGAGAUCCAAUGCAACAGUAAUGGGACCCAUAUAAGCACUUAAUAUCGAAAAAACCAUUAUACAUAUCCUACCUCCAGACAGCAAGCUAUCAUUCUGAAUUCAUGGCAUUUUUUAUCCAAAUUUAAUGUAGUUUUCCCCCUCAAGAUCCCUAUUGUCUUGGCUGCAUGGGCUGUUAUGGAUAGUGACUUUGUUUUUAAAAACAAUGUGCCCAGAAACACUAAUAAAAGAGAUCUCAACUGCUUUACUAGUAAAGAUCCUUAAUAACUUCUGCCAGCUGUCAUCUGUUCCUUUACAGAUUUUGUUCUACUUAAAUGGAAUUUAUUACAUAUUUUAUUUCUUGGCAACUCUUCUAAUGAUUAUUUAUAAGAGUCAAGUUUUCAGUUAUCCAGAUAAUUUCUUGGCACUUGAUCUUGCUUUGCUAUUCAUUAUGGCCAUUCUGGAAGCAAUCCGAUUAUACUUGGGUACAAAAGGUAACUUGACAGAAGAAGAAGCUUCACUAGGGGUCAGUCUUGUGAUCACUGUUGGCAGUGUCAUCCUGUCUGUCUAUUUCUUGGUAUGGGAGACCUAUGUACUGAAAGCAGAUGUCAUUAUAAACACUAUUCUUCUUGUGACGUAUGGGCUUGAAGCAAUACUACAGAUCAUUGCCAUUGCUGCAUUUGUCAACUAAACUUCUACUCUGCCCAGCAUUGUACAGGGCAUCUUUUUCUGAUGUGGUUCUUCAGGAAAAGGCACAAAGGUGCACCUUUAAAGGGUUCCUUGCAAAAAUAUUUGGUUUUCUCCACUGUAAAAACUGAAGAAACUCCUCUUCCCUAUAUUACAAGGUAUGUUUAUAGCUUUUCUCUGGCAGGAACUUCCCUGAAUUAGCAAUGAAAAUAUUCUGAACAGUGGUUAUGCUCCACUGUCUACAAUUAAUUUGUUCAAAAGCUAAGACCAUGAAUCACCAAACUACUGAAGUACAUGUUUCAAUUUAAGCAUAUGAAUAAUUCCCAUUGAAACCUACAGGAAUGCUCUGGGUUUACAGUUAGGCAUAUAUGCAAAUAUUUAGCAAACUGAAUUCCUGUAUGGGUCUGUGGUAUGUGGAGAUGUAUUUUUAUAAAUGGUUGAUUUAGUUAUGAAUCAAAUAUUUGUAUCCACAUCAGAACAAAUACAAACCUGUGUAUUACUCUGGUUAUAUGCUGGUUUUAAUUCCAUUGAUUUUAAUGGCAUCAUACUAGCAUAAAACCCCAGUAACACAGAUCUGAGUCAAGAAGAGGCAUAACAGUGUGGCCAGGUGUCUAAGGCAGCUGCUGCACACAGAGGCAACAGCAGCUUCCAGGUGCCACCACUGGCAUGAUUGGCCACGUCAUUAUGUGGCAACAGCUGUAUUUUUCCAUCCCCACCCCCCAAAGUUGGCAUCUGAGGCAGCUGCCACUGGAUUCAGGCUUUACAUUAAAAGAGGUGAAUCAGGUCCUAUAUACUAUGGGCUCAUUUCUGCCCUACUUUGUAUUUGAGGGAAGAAUUUUGCCCUAUUACUCAUAUUCUGAUUUGACUUGUGCCUCCUCACACAAGCAUAGCUAUACUGACUCCGUGGCGUAACCUCUCAUUUAUCCUUGGGUAUGUAAGAACAAACAGUGGCUUGAUCUAUACUAUGCAACUCAAGGGCAACACCACCUCUCUGAAUCAAAGAUGGUUUCUGCUGCCACCUGGCAUGUCUGCCUUCUGCCAGCUGCUGCAGCUCCUUUAACAGCAAGGUCUACUCUGGGUGCACAGUUGCUAUAGAAGAGUUACCAAGAAGGAUGUGAAUUGUACCCUAAAACCUCCUUGAGAAGAUGGUUGCUUGUGCGCUGCCAGAACUUCUGGUGGCAGAAGCAGGCUAGUGUAGACAAGGC
Molecule: messenger RNA, 2727 nt
Organism: Gavialis gangeticus (Gharial)
Lineage: Eukaryota; Metazoa; Chordata; Crocodylia; Gavialidae
Gene: TMEM80
Product: transmembrane protein 80
Exons: 3
Coding region: 1062-1526 (154 amino acids)
Biological process (GO): non-motile cilium assembly
Cellular component (GO): ciliary transition zone
Source: RefSeq, a predicted model, not a curated record